UUUUAUUAUCGGAGUGCAGAAAGAUUCAGUGAAUUUUUACAAGAUACAAAAUUCGACGACUCAAAAAUUUUGUAGAACGGUAAAGCAAGCGCAACAAUCUCAAUAUCACUGGAAUAGUUUCUUCUCCAUUUCUUUCCUCAAAUUUUAUUGGUCAUAUGGACGAUGAGCCUCGGCUGCCGUCUGGAAAAGUAUUAAUAAAAGCAACGAAACGUCACUCCUACAAAAUCGCUGCUAACAAUUUAUGAAAAGUCCUUGUACACCAGGUACAAUCAAGCAAACGUUUUUCACUUCAACAAUUUUCAUUCCUGCAAGCUAUCGAAUUUUCAUUCGUAAAUGGAUGACCAAGGAGAGAAUCAUUUCGUUGUCGACGAUGUGAGCAAAAUAAUUAAAGAAGCAAUCGAGAGCACCAUCGGGGGUAAUGCAUAUUUACACGAUAAAGUGAAUAAUUGGACGGGCGCCGUGGUUGAGUCAUGUUUGAGUGUUCUAACAAAAUUGCAAAAACCGUACAAAUAUAUCGUGACAUGCACAAUUAUGCAAAAGAAUGGAGCCGGAUUGCAUACAGCCAGUAGUUGUUUUUGGAAUAAUGAGACUGAUGGCUCGUGCACCGUACGCUGGGAAAAUAAAACAAUGUACUGCAUUGUGUCCGUGUUCGGAUUAGCCCUAUAAAUCAUUAAUUUAUUAUUUCACACUAAUUUUUUGGUUUAGAUUAACUAUAACUUCCUUCAAGCGGUGAUUGCCGUUUCUUUUCUGAUCUUGA
This is a messenger RNA of Bradysia coprophila, 757 nucleotides long. It is a transcript of the gene Dlc90F, whose product is annotated as dynein light chain 90F. Gene Ontology annotation, molecular function: dynein intermediate chain binding. NCBI's taxonomy places the organism in Eukaryota, Metazoa, Arthropoda, Insecta, Diptera, Sciaridae. The record is from RefSeq and is a predicted model, not a curated record. Gene Ontology annotation, cellular component: cytoplasm; cytoplasmic dynein complex. Gene Ontology annotation, biological process: microtubule-based movement.